Molecule: messenger RNA, 604 nt
Organism: Polypterus senegalus (gray bichir)
Lineage: Eukaryota; Metazoa; Chordata; Cladistia; Polypteriformes; Polypteridae
Gene: rpusd1
Product: RNA pseudouridine synthase domain containing 1
Exons: 5
Coding region: 38-604 (188 amino acids)
Biological process (GO): pseudouridine synthesis
Molecular function (GO): RNA binding; pseudouridine synthase activity
Source: RefSeq, a predicted model, not a curated record
AUAGGCGUAUACAUUGCUUUCUGUCUCUGAAAGAGAUAUGGAGGCUGCCAAUGUGGAUGAUUUGCGCGUCCUUUAUCAGAGCACAGACUUUAUUGUACUGGACAAGCAUUGGGACAUCCGCAUCGACAGUAAGCAGUGGUAUGAGACGUGCACGGUGCAGAAGCAAUUGAAGCGCAAAUUUCCUGAGCUUGCUGACCCCAGCACUUACUACGGAUUCAGGUUCUGCCAUCAACUGGACUUUUCUACCAGUGGAGCUCUCUGUGUUGCCCUUAACCGAAAUGCAGCAGGAAGAGCGUAUCGGUGCUUCAAGGAACGCCUGGCCACAAAAGCUUACCUGGCACUGGUACGCGGCCAUCUCUCGAGAAUCCGCAUGACCAUUGAUUAUGGAAUUGGCAAAAACAGCACUGAGGGAAUGACCCACAUGAUGUGUGCAGAAGGGACACCUGGUUGUACAAAUGUGAAGCCAUGCAAAACAGAGCUUUUUGUGCUACAGUAUGGGACAUAUGAUGGUCAGCCGGUGACAAAGGUUCUGCUGCAGCCUUUGACAGGUAGGACUCACCAGCUCAGAGUACAUUGCAGUGUAAUUGGACACCCUAUUGUUUGA